AUAGUAUACGGGUUUCGAGCCAGCAGUGCAGGUCCAUCCCUCCUUGCGAUACGAUCGAGAGAGUGGUGUCGAGUUUCUCUUUUAAAACGUGACGCUCUUUCUCAUUGAAUUCUCACUUAAAAAAAUAUUUUUCUGUUUACUACGUCGAAUAUAUAAAAAGAAGAAAAGUUGAGAGCUAAGGGAUGCUCGUUAACAAGUGCCAGUCUGUUCAUAUCCUCGCACGCUGCUGUCUUCUAAGCGGGCAGAGGACCCAUUGGAAAAGAUGUUUGACUGGCUCAGCAUUGAGAGAACCAAAAAAACCGAUAAUCACGACGGAAAUACCUGGACCACGUUCACGAAGUUUGCUUCAAGAACUUAAUUCGAUGCAGCAAGCCUCCUCGGUCCAGUUCUUCGCAGAUUACGAUAAGUCAACCGGUAAUUUUAUAAUGGACGUCGAUGGAAAUACGUUGUUGGACGUUUAUAUGCAAAUUUCGUCGAUACCUUUAGGCUAUAAUCACCCAGCCUUGUUGAAUGCUCUCGCUGAUCCAGUAAAUCAAAAGAUCAUGGUAAACAGGCCAGCGUUAGGUGUAUUCCCAGGAAAAGAAUGGCCUAACAGAUUGAAAAAAAUUUUUCUUAAGAAAGAGGUCGCUCCUCCAGGAUUGUCACAGAUCACAACAAUGAUGUGUGGUUCUUGCUCGAAUGAGAACGCUUUCAAAAAUAUUUUCAUGUGGUACGCAGAAAAACAACGAAAAGGUGCACCUUUUACAAAAGAAGAAAUGCAAACGUGUAUGAUGAAUCUAUCACCAGGUUCUCCUAAAUAUUCGAUCAUGUCUUUCAAAGGUGCAUUCCAUGGUAGAACUUUAGGUUCCUUAUCAACGACCCAUAGUAAAUAUAUACAUAAGAUUGAUGUACCCGCUUUUGAUUGGCCAAUAGCUUCAUUUCCUGAAUACAAAUAUCCUCUUGAAGAUAAUAUCCGAGAAAAUCAAGAAGAGGAUAGACGUUGUUUGGCCGAGGUCGAAGAACUGAUUGAAAAAUAUAAGAUAGAAAAGAAGAUACCUGUAGCCGGUGUCAUAAUCGAACCGAUUCAAUCCGAAGGUGGUGACAAUCAUGCAUCUCCCGAAUUCUUUCAAGAACUGCGUCGUAUAACAUCCAAACACGGAAUAGCUCUACUUAUCGAUGAAGUACAAACAGGCGGUGGACCAACCGGAAAAAUGUGGUGCCACGAAUAUUUCAAUUUAAAUUCACCACCAGAUUUGGUGACCUUUAGUAAGAAGAUGCAAUUGGGUGGUUAUUAUCAUCGAGAAGAUUUAAAACCAAAGCAAUCCUAUCGUGUGUUCAAUACAUGGAUGGGUGAUCCUAGUAAAUUGAUAUUAUUGGAAGUAGUAUUAGACACCAUAAUAAAAGAAGAUCUUUUGAAACAAGUCAACCGAGUGGGUAACUACAUGUUAAAGGAAUUGAAUACUCUUCAAAAUGAACAUUCUACAAUAAUGAAUUCCGUUCGUGGUCGUGGAACGUUUAUAGCUUUCAAUUGCGAAACAUCUGAACGUCGAGAUGCUCUUAUCAAAAAAUUAUUAGCUAAAGGUAUACAAACAGGUGGAUGUGGUGAUAAAGCAGUAAGAUUAAGGCCGGCAUUAACGUUCACAGAAUAUCAUGCUGAUAUAUUUUUGGACGCUUUACGGAGCAUUUUAAAAGCUUAAAAUCUUAAGGUUUUAUGAAUACCUUUUGAUCGAUCGUUCAAUCAGACGUCUUCCAUAGAUUAUAGAUAUUAUAAUUUUGAAGAAUUUAUUAAGAACAUCUACAAAGUCUAUCCUUAGGUAAUGACAUAUUUUUGUAUGGCAGUUUUAUCAUCGUAUAAAUAAUGUGACCGAUUCAAUCUCCAAAAUUUAUUCGAUCAGAUAUACUCAGUAUUGAUAAAAAGUUUAUUAUAAUUAACGUUUAAUACUCUUGCUUCUUUACUGUUGUAAUUAUUAUUAUUAUUACUAUUAUUAUUAUUAUUAUUAUUAUAGUUAUUGUUAUUAUUAUCAUUAUUAUUAUUAUUAUCAUUAUAUCUUAAUCUUUUUGUUGUAAAUUUUUUUUUAUUAGAUAAACUUGCAUUUGUAUUUUCUUCAGUCGCUCUUAUCUC
Vespula vulgaris is the source of this 2101-nucleotide messenger RNA. RefSeq names its product 4-aminobutyrate aminotransferase, mitochondrial (gene Gabat). Bases 183 to 1676 code for a protein of 497 amino acids. Gene Ontology annotation, cellular component: mitochondrion. NCBI's taxonomy places the organism in Eukaryota, Metazoa, Arthropoda, Insecta, Hymenoptera, Vespidae. The record is from RefSeq and is a predicted model, not a curated record. Gene Ontology annotation, biological process: GABA catabolic process. Gene Ontology annotation, molecular function: pyridoxal phosphate binding. The transcript has 10 exons.